This is a messenger RNA of Monoraphidium neglectum, 190 nucleotides long. RefSeq lists its product as hypothetical. The transcript has a single exon. The annotation marks the transcript as partial. NCBI's taxonomy places the organism in Eukaryota, Viridiplantae, Chlorophyta, Chlorophyceae, Sphaeropleales, Selenastraceae. The record is from RefSeq and is a predicted model, not a curated record.
AUGCAGUGCCUACACCACACCGCGCCGCUGCCGCGCGCCGCACGCAGCGGCGGCGCGGCCCGCGCCCUGGCCGGCGCCGCUCGGCCCGCCGUGCUGCCUGGCGCGCGAAGCCAUGUCGCGGUGGCGCUCGGCGCUGUACGCCAGCAGCGGCCCAUCCGCCUCGUGGCGAGCUGCUCGUCCGCGACAGAAC